GGCCUUGCUUCUUUGAAACACGCGAUCGAACUUAAUAGAAGCAGGCAGAAUUAGACUUCAUAAAUCUUCGAAGCAGCCUUUGUGAUCAGAAUUUAACUUCUUCAAAGUAAAACAUGGACAGGAGAGAGUUGAGAAACUACGUGGAUAUGCCACAUUUCCACCCCGAGAAAAACGUCAUCAGUGGAGUAGACGUUUACAAGAACGGACGAAUUCGACAUGAAAUCAAACACGAUCUGGAGCACAAGACAACCCCAGUUCCACCACCACUGAGAAUAAGGUCAUUUAGCAUGGGGUCUGAGGGCGAGCCUACCUCUCCAAUUGUUGGAUCCCCCUCAACAAGUUCUGGAUCCCCAUUGUCAUCUUCAUUCUCUGGAGGAAUUCUGUCCAAAGCGUUCCAAGUGGACAAGAAACAUACCACAGGGGAGCAUCUGAAACAUGAACUUGAUUUCAAAUGGCAGUAGGUGCUGGUUUUAUGUUUCCAUUUGUCGUCAACGAUCUCACUUAGUCCGUAUUUUUAAGUCGCCCCAGUAUGUGCAAUAUCAUGAAUAUUUCCCCUUUAACUUGGCAAGUAUUCCAUAUGUAAUAACUUUAUGACUUAUUGGAGAUCUGAAAUUGCAUAUAAACAAUCGUUAGCUCAUAGGGGAACCUUUGUGUCAUUUUUACAUUUUUAACUACUCAAUUGUAUUAUCUUUGUCUUUAAGAUUUACAUGUAUUUAGAAAUAUUUUGUACACUUUAUUUUUGAAUAAAUUUACAAUAAAAA
Messenger RNA from Saccostrea echinata, 761 nucleotides. RefSeq lists its product as uncharacterized. Bases 114 to 461 code for a protein of 115 amino acids. The record is from RefSeq and is a predicted model, not a curated record. The transcript is spliced from 2 exons. Lineage: Eukaryota; Metazoa; Mollusca; Bivalvia; Ostreida; Ostreidae.